AUGUCCCGCGGUUCUGCUCGCGCUGCCUACCAAAGAACAACAGCCAUAGGUCAACAUAUGAUGUCGACAACAACUACUGACGAACCGACUGUUCUGUUCGAGUCCAAUUCUUCCCUUCGAACGUACAUUCUCAACAGGCCAAAGAAGCUCAAUGCCCUCGACGACACGAUGCUGUCUGCUCUUAGACCCAAGAUCGAGGAAUGGAGUUCCUCCGACCUUUGCGGUACAAUCGUUGCACGCGGGAAUGGUCGUGCUUUUUGCAUCGGAGGUGAUGUAGGAAGUGUUGCCAAUAACGCGGCAGAUCCAGCGACCCGUUCACUUGCAACCGAAUUUUUCAAACGCGAGUUCGAAUUGGACUUCAUUCUUGCAGCGCUCAAGAAACCGUACAUUGCCAUCAUGGAUGGCAUGACUAUGGGAGGUGGGGUCGGGUUGGCGGCUAAUGCCCCAUUUCGUAUCGCUACCGAAAAGACUGUCUACGCCAUGCCUGAAACAAAAAUAGGCUACUGCCCAGAUGUUGGAGGUAGUUAUUUCUUGUCGAGGUUGGAUGGCGAAAUUGGGACAUAUCUCGCGCUUACUUCCGACACCAUAUCCGGAAGAGCCGUGUUCGAACACGGCCUCGCUACACACUAUAUUCCGUCGAGAAGGAUCCCUAUGCUCCUUGACAGACUUGCUGAGCUAAACCAGCCACACUCUAGCCUGGUGGAUCGUAUUAUUGAAGAUCUUUCCGCGGAACGCGAACCCACAGAAACUCCUGCGCCUUUCACAGGUGCAAAGCGAGUCGCGCUGGAUUAUGCUUUUCGCCAUAACAAAGUCGAAUCCAUCAUUAAUGAUUUGGAGAUUUUUGCCGCUAGUGAUAAUGCAGAGGUAGCGAAAUGGGCUUCGGACACGUUGGUCAUGCUACACCAACGUAGUCCUACUAGUCUCAAAGUUGCACUUCAAGCCAUUCGCCGAGGGUCCAACUUAUCCCUUCUUCAAUCACUGGAGAUGGAACUCAAGAUUGCCACAGCCUUUUGCCAUGGUGCAAGUCCCGAUUUUAAAACAGGUGUUGAUGCAGUCAUUUUCAAGGCCAAGAAAGCCCAUGAACGUCCCGAGUGGUCCCCACCGACCCUCCAAGAGGUCACUCCCGCAAUCGUCAACCGAUUUUUUGACCCGAAAUCGCCUUUCCUGACGUCGGCACCGUCCCUCGACCUCCCGGCGGAACUGACAUCAGGCACCAUUUCAAACCCACUGAAAUAUGCCUUGCCCACAGAAAAAGAGAUUGGGUCUGUGGUUACAGGUUCUCACGCGUCGGGCGGAGGACUAGGCCUUCGAUUCGAUGAGUUGCUGGACAGAUUUGCGGAGCUGCGACCGGGCAAGAUGGGAGUCAAGGAAAAACUGCUCGAAGUUGUGCAGCGAAGGUGUGUGCUAACCGACAACGCGGAUGGCAAUCAAGUAUGGUUAAAGUGGAAACACUGA
Molecule: messenger RNA, 1455 nt
Organism: Psilocybe cubensis
Lineage: Eukaryota; Fungi; Basidiomycota; Agaricomycetes; Agaricales; Agrocybaceae
Exons: 8
Coding region: 1-1455 (484 amino acids)
Biological process (GO): L-valine catabolic process
Cellular component (GO): mitochondrion
Molecular function (GO): 3-hydroxyisobutyryl-CoA hydrolase activity
Source: RefSeq, a predicted model, not a curated record